CCAGCAAAUAGUACGAGGAAGAGAGAUGACCGACCCAUGCUGGGGAUAUACACUUCCACACCUUGAGGGUCGGGGGAACAGACCUCACAGAGGGAUGAAGUGCGGCAGUGUUCCGUGGCAUAUAUUAAUAUGUAGGUACAUUCUGUUGUCGUUGGUGCUCUGACCUCAGUGCCUCACCAGAGCCACUUCAGUUGCUCGCUCUGCUUUUCUAACAUUCGUUCUGCCUUCGUGGUCUCUGCGGGUACCUUAUCAAGGCCCAGCCAGAGCACCACGAUGAUGGGGUCCCUCAGGAGACUGAUGGUCUCCCUGGUGGUGUUACUCGAUAGUACCACCAUUUCCCUCGCCCAAGUCGACAAUCAAUGGGAGGCGCUUGAGGGCCCGGCGCGUGUCGCGUCCUUCCCGCCGGAGUUCCAGCACGCACCCCCUGAGACACCCGAGUACAUGGUGGACAAUACGGGCAACAAGCGAGGCGUUGCUCCCAACAAAGGACAAUACAAUGGCCCCGUCUGGCGCGAGUCCGGCAGCUUCGAGAACUACAUGAGGAAGCUUGCCGAGAGGAAAGCGGCUGGUCUCGUUCCCAACUCCACUGUAACACACACCAACAGCAGCACGCUAAAAGGCCGCCAGGGGGCCAGCUUCUGGCUCCCCACAUUAGGGCCGCUAGGCAAGGCUCCCCAUGCCGGAGAUGGCUAUGUUUUUUAUCGAAACGUGCUGGACUACGGCGCCGACAACACGGGCGCCACCAACACCGAAGAGGCCAUCAAUGCCGCCAUCGUCGACGGCAACCGGUGCGGCGAGGAGUGCGGAAACACGUUUGUCCUUGGCGCGCUCAUCUACUUCCCGCCCGGGACGUACAAGGUCUGCACGCCCAUCAUCCAAUACUACCUGACGCAGUUCGUCGGCGAUCCGCACGACAGGCCUAUCAUCAAGGGCUGUGACGAGUUUACGGGCAUCGCGCUCAUCGACGUGGACCCCUACGUGCCCAAUCGCGCGCAGCCCGACGGCACUGGCGUCAACUGGUACAUCAACCAGAACCAGUUCUUCCGCCAAAUCCGCAACUUUGUCUUUGACCUUAGGGAGAUGCCGGCGGCCACGGACGAGAACGGGCAGAAGCUGGUGCCCACGGGGAUCCAUUGGCAGGUCAGCCAGGCCUGCAGUCUGCAGAACCUGCGGUUCCGCAUGCCCACGGCAGGCCCCUCUGGCGCGCCGCCCACCCACGUUGGUAUCUUCACCGAGAACGGUUCCGGCGGCUUCGUGUCGGACCUGGUGUUCGAGGGCGGCGCCAUCGGCUGGCGCGUCGGUUCGCAGCAGUACACGGCCACGUCGCUUAAGUUCCGAAACUGUAUCACGGCGAUCCAGAUGGUGUGGGACUGGGGCUUCAACUGGCACAAGAUCGACAUUGAGGGCGGCAGUAUCGCCUUCAACAUUAGCGGUCGCGGCGGCAUCGACGGCCAGGGCAUCGGCUCCGUGUCCAUCAUCGACUCGACCGUGAGCAAUGUGCCCAUCGGCGUGCUGACCAACAACCACGCCACCGCGCCGCCCAAUAUUGUCAUCGACAACACGGCCUUCAACAAUGUCGGCGCCAUUGUGAUCGUCGAGGGCGGCGAGACACUUCUUCCUGGCGGCACCACCAUCGUUGGCCUGUGGGCCCACGGUCGCCGCUACAUCGGUGGCCAGGGGGAGCGCGUGACGGGCCACGUCGAGAACCGGCCCACGAAGCCCGAGCCACUGCUCGACGGGGAGGGCAAGCUCUUUACGCGCCUGCGACCGCAGUACGAGGACCUGCCGGCGUCAGCGUUUCUCAUCGCCACGGAACACGGCUGCCGCAACGAUGCCACGGGAGACAAUACGGCCGCCAUCAACGCGUUCCUGCAGCAGGCCGUCGCGGCCGGCAAGGUCGCCUACUUCCCCGCGGGCAUCUACUCGGUGCAGGGCACUGUAACGUUCCCGACCGGGUCCCGGAUCCAGGGGACAGGCUGGUCGCAGAUCCAGGCCACGGGCAGCUACUUCGGCGACAUGGCCAACCCCAAGGUCGUGGUGCGCGUCGGCGAGGAGGGCGACGUGGGCGCCAUGGAGAUCGUCGACAUGCUGUUCACCGUCAAAGGCCCGACGGCGGGCGCCAUCAUGAUGGAGUGGAACGUGCACGGAAGCUCCCAGGGCGCCGCGGCGCUGUGGGACUCGCACAUUCGCGUUGGCGGCGGCAUCGGGACCAACCUGGACAUCGCGACGUGCCCCAAGUUCAGCGAGAACGACGUGUGCAUCUGCGUCUCUAUGCUGCUGCACGUCACCAAGCAGGCGAGCGGCUACUUUGAGAACUUCUGGGCCUGGGUCGCCGACCACGAUAACGACAUGUCGCUGUACUGGGAGCUGGACUCGUCAAAGUCGCAGAUCUCGCUGUUUGGCGCGCGCGGCGUGCUGAUCGAGUCGCAGGGCCCCGUGUGGAUUUAUGGGUCUGGCAGCGAGCACGUUAUCUUCUACCAAUACGAGAUGCUUGGGGCCAAGAACGUCUACCUGGGCCACAUCCAGACUGAGUCCCCCUACUUCCAGCCCAAGCCCGUCUCGCCGUCGCCCAUGGAUGCGGCGCUGGGAGUGUUCCCCGGCGACCCGGACUGGGCUGACUGCACCAAGGAGACGUGCGAGAUGGCGUGGGGCUUGCGCAUCAUUGACUCAGAGGGUAUCAUGCUGCACAGCGCAGGGCUGUACUCUUGGUUCAACAACUACGGGCAGGCGUGCCUCAAGACCGAGAACUGCCAGCAGCGGAUCAUGGAGGUGCGCGGGUCCAAGGACGUGUCCAUCUUCAACAUCUUCUCCAAGGCCGUCGAGGAGAUUGGCACGGGUAACACCGAAGAGAGCAGCAUCCUGCUCUCCGACGGCAACCAGCAAGGCUACACCAGCGAGAUCAGCCUGUGGUUCCCCGAGGACGGCAAACCCGGCGGCGAGGUAGUAUACAUCGGACCUGAGGUGUACACGUGGCACACAGCGCAGUGCGCGUCGCCGCCGUGCGUCUUCGUCAUGCCGCACACAUCGCUGCGCAGCCCGACGACCAUCGCGGUGCCACCCUACACCACCGAACUCGAGGUCGGCGCAUCGCAGGGCGGCACCUUCACCGUGACGACGACCGUCGUCACCAUCACCAUCGGCACCGUCGUGACCGACGUGCUGCCCGUGUCCAACCACAACGUUACGCGCGGCGAGUCCCCGGGCGCUCCCUUCUGGGUCACUCCGAGCGUGACGUUUCCGAAUGUCGGCAUACCCGUCACCAAGCCCAACGGCGUGGUGACGACGCGCAAUGUCACGCUCCCGCCGUGGCCGCAGAUCAUGACCUGGCCGGGGGGCGGCGGUGGCGGUAAUGGGUCGACGGCAACCUCGCGCAGCAGAACUACCUCUGGUGGCGGGACCCGGCCCCCCUACACCGUAACGUUCCCGGACUCGACCUACACCUCGCCCGGCGUCUUCUUCACGUGCCCACCCAACACGCACUAUGUGCCCGAGCACGACGCCGUGAUCACGCUGAGCGGCUGCGACGAGGUCCAGGGCGGCACGACGCUGCGCUGGGACUGCCCGGCCACGAGGACAAUUGAGAUCGACGAGCCCACCACGGUCGACUUCACGCUCGGCUGCACGCGCUGGACCGGCGUGUCGGAGCCCACCCCGACAAUGACCGAAUUCCCGCCGGGCUAUGAGCUCGUGUGGGAGGAGGAAGAUGGAGAGGAGGACGACGAUGAUGAGACGUCGUCGUGCCGACUGUGGUUUUUCUUCGUGAGCCAUCAUUUCCAGCCUUUUUGUUUCUUUUUUGAAUCUUUAGGCUGA
Parathielavia appendiculata is the source of this 3810-nucleotide messenger RNA. RefSeq names its product glycoside hydrolase family 55 protein. The record is from RefSeq and is a predicted model, not a curated record. Bases 274 to 3810 code for a protein of 1178 amino acids. Gene Ontology annotation, molecular function: polygalacturonase activity. NCBI's taxonomy places the organism in Eukaryota, Fungi, Ascomycota, Sordariomycetes, Sordariales, Chaetomiaceae. The transcript has 4 exons.